Molecule: messenger RNA, 1668 nt
Organism: Exophiala bonariae
Lineage: Eukaryota; Fungi; Ascomycota; Eurotiomycetes; Chaetothyriales; Herpotrichiellaceae
Exons: 1
Coding region: 1-1668 (555 amino acids)
Biological process (GO): glucan catabolic process
Molecular function (GO): hydrolase activity, hydrolyzing O-glycosyl compounds
Source: RefSeq, a predicted model, not a curated record
AUGCUAUCAUCAACAUUCUUGAUCUCCCUGGCGGGGCUCAUACGUUUUAGCGCAGCUGGCUAUGUGCUUCAAGACGACUACAGCAUCGACAAGUUCUUCGCCAUGUUCGAGUUCUUCACGGCUCCGGAUCCAACAAAUGGAUACGUCACAUAUGUCGGGCAGUCUGCUGCGCAGGCUGCUGGACUUGUGAACACCAACAACAAUGCUAUAUAUAUGGGAGUCGACCACACCAAUGUGGCUUCGGGCUCUGGCCGCCAAAGUGUCCGACUGACGAGCAAGAAAUCCUAUACUCACGGACUGAUCAUUCUCGACGCUUCGCACAUGCCCGGCGGGAUUUGCGGCACCUGGCCAGCCUUUUGGACGGUAGGACCAAACUGGCCUCAAGGUGGAGAAAUUGAUAUCAUUGAAGGUGUCAACAGUCAAGUAUCCAACUCAAUGGCACUGCACACAAAUCAAGGCUGCUCGAUUACAAACACCGGCCUCUUCUCUGGCACCAUCUCCACCCCAAACUGUGAUGUCAACGCUGCCGGCCAGGCCAACAGCGCUGGUUGCGGAAUCCUCAUGUCAAACUCUGCUUCCUACGGUACAGGCUUCAACCAAGGACAAGGAGGUGUCUAUGCAACCGAGUGGACGAGCGACCACAUCUCCAUCUGGUUCUUCCCUCGCAGCGCCAUCCCCAUGGAUAUCUCGUCUGGAUCCCCCAAUCCCGGCAACUGGGGCCAGCCAGCCGCACGCUUCGGCGGUGGGUGCAAGAUCGACAAUUUCUUCUCCAACCAUCAAAUCGUCUUUGACACGACUUUCUGUGGAGAUUGGGCCGCUAACGUCUGGACGACCGACCCGGUCUGUAGCUCGAAGGCGCCGACGUGCCAGUCGUUCGUGCAGAACAACCCGUCGGCGUUCAAGGAUGCUUUCUGGUCAAUCAAUUCUCUCAAGGUCUACCAGAGCCCCGAUGCUGGUAACUUCCCACACAGCCCUGAUCCAAACCAGGGCCCAACCGCAACAUCGUGGGGUCCACCAAUCACAGCAGCCACCGCCGGCCCUUACCCUGCACCCAGUGACUUUAGCGGCAAACCCAGCGGACCACUGUCACAGUCGUUUGGCCCUGGCAGUGAAGCAGCUCCAAGCACAGGGUUCAGCCGCGGCGGCAACGGCAGACAUACCAAGUCAUUUGGAGGCGGCUCGUGGAACGGCGGCGGCAACCGCGCCAACUUCCAAGCGUCCCAGACUAGUGUACCCGGCGUGUCCGGCGCCACUGAGACAGAAGACGAAAACACCCAGUUCGACCCUGCGGUCCCCGAAACUACCCCGGCACCAAACGCGGAGGAGCUCGACAGGGGUGGCGCGCAGGUCGAUGGAAACGUCGACUACGUGACCGUGACUGCGCUGGACCACGGAUAUUUCGAAGACGACGACCACAACAGCAUUGACGGAACCGUCAACGACAAGCGCGAAGCAAGCGUGGAAAAGAAAGAAGCCUUGUCGUCCAUCAGCCCUGUUGAGGACGGGGAGCCCGCUGAAGCAGAGACGUCCAAGAGAGACGUGGUCUCGGAGCUGGAGAAGCGGGCGGUCGACAAGGCCUCGCAUCUGCAUCUGCACAGGCAUAAUCGUCGCCAUACCUUUUUCUGGGGGAAGGAGGCUGGCGCUGCAGUGGAGGAGAGGCGGGGAUAA